UUAUUCUGUAAAAAAAAAUCUAUCCGGAAGUGUCAAGAUCACUGAAUUUUAAGAUAAACAAAGGUUACAUUUUCCAGACGAGCGUGUUUUUGUUAGACGAGUUUGAUACAAAUAUGAAGAGAUUUAACAUUAACCUUGAUGAUUCAGCUUUUACUAAAGAAAGAACGCUGCUAAAGCCACAUUUUCAGGCUGCAUCAUCGUGCAAAGGACAGCAAGACCCUUCAGCUUCCGAAGGAUCCUCUGUAAAUCAUCCACCAAAGUUGGUGCAGCAGCCCCUCUCCUAUGCAGAAUACAUAGUUCAGAGUAAAGGCAGUGUGGUUACUGUACCCAAGAACUUUCCCUCCAGAGUGCUUAAGCAUGGAGAGCCAUAUUCCACCUCUUCCACCACAACAGAUCAGGACAGUGUGAAAGAGACUGAUGUUCCACCCAGAGACUUAGAAAGAAAUGAAGAAUUAUCCGUGGGUGAUGAGUCCUGUCCAAAGUCUGAUCCUAGCCUCAUCCCUGGCCCUAAACCAGUAGGAUCUGGAAGCAGCAUUAUAGUUAGUCCACGUCAGAGGGGGAAUCCUAUUUUGAAGUUUGUCAGGAGCGUACCGUGGGAGUUUGGAGAUGUUGUGCCAGACUAUGUCCUGGGUCAGACAACAUGUGCUCUGUUCCUCAGUUUAAGGUAUCAUAACCUCAACCCAAACUAUAUUCAUGAACGUUUGAAGCAGCUUGGCAAUUCCUUCACCCUACGUGUGUUGUUGGUACAAGUAGAUGUGAAAGAUCCUCAUCAUGCAUUAAAGGAACUGGCUCGGAUUGGUGUGAUGGCUGACUGCACUCUGAUAUUGGCUUGGAGUCCAGAGGAAGCAGGCCGUUAUCUGGAAACGUACAAGUCAUACGAAAAGAAACCGGCUGAUCUCUUAAAGGAGCAAGUUGAGAAGGACUAUCUGUCAAAGGUUACAGAUUGCCUGACCACUGUGAAGUCUAUAAACAAGACUGAUGCCAUUACUUUGCUCUCUACCUUCUCUUCUGUGGAGGGAAUCAUCAGUGCCUCAAAGGAAGAGUUGGUUCUCUGUCCUGGCCUUGGACCACAAAAGGCGAGAAGACUUUACGAUGUGCUCCACAUGCCCUUUCUCAUGACAAAGUCAAAAGACAGCUGAAGCAUCUUAUCGGACAUGUAAACGUGUUGGCACAAAAACAGAGCUAUAAUGCAAAACAAGAUACAUAUCGAGGAUGGCAUUACCAGCAGAAAAUGUCUCAUUUAAAAAAUAUAUUAGGUAAAUAUAGUACUAUCAGCUUUACCUGAGAAUCAACUGAGGUUUUUAAAUGUUUCAUUUCAUGUGUUUGUUGUUGUUGUUUGUCCUUAAAGCCUUGGAUACGUUUAUUGUUUUAACUAAUAAAUAUUUGUAUAUUUUUCUA
Oryzias latipes (Japanese medaka) is the source of this 1398-nucleotide messenger RNA. RefSeq names its product excision repair cross-complementation group 1 (gene ercc1). The record is from RefSeq and is a predicted model, not a curated record. Gene Ontology annotation, cellular component: nucleotide-excision repair factor 1 complex; ERCC4-ERCC1 complex; nucleus. Gene Ontology annotation, biological process: mitotic recombination; UV-damage excision repair. Gene Ontology annotation, molecular function: damaged DNA binding; single-stranded DNA binding. NCBI's taxonomy places the organism in Eukaryota, Metazoa, Chordata, Actinopteri, Beloniformes, Adrianichthyidae.